CCUGCUGAGCCUAAUCCAGACUGAUUAAUGAAAAGAAAACAGGCAGCUUUACAACUGCAGUAGGAUAGAGAGAGACAGUAGCUAGUGAAACGUAGUGCCAAAAAAACCUUUGUAGCACUGAAUGACAAUAAGAAACAAGACGGAUGAGAAGAUUUGGAACCAGAGAAUUUGAGGAAUUAUUAGAAGGACCUGUUGUAGCCUUGAAAAAAACACGUUACCUGCAAUUUUAGGCAUCUAAUACUAAAGUGUAGUUAUCUGGUCAAAAUGGCUACCAAUGGAAUAAGCAAAUCUUUAAAGCUCCAAUUUGGGCUUAUCAAUUCUGAGAACCGAUACCUCACAGCUGAGACUUUUGGCUUCAAAGUAAAUGCAUCUGGCACGAGCAUGAAGAAAAAACAACUCUGGAGCCUGGAGCAGGAUGACCAGGAUAGUCAGGUGGUCUUCCUUCGUAGUCACCUUGGCCGUUACCUGUCCACAGAUAAACUUGGCAAAGUGGAUUGUGAAGCUGAGGUUCCAGACUUUGAUUGUCGCUUCCUGAUUAUAGCUCAGUCUGAUGGCCGCUGGGCCUUGCAGUCCGAGCCUUAUCAGCGAUAUUUUGGAGGCACUGAAGAUUUCUUGACCUGUUUUGGGCAGACCAUAGGAGAAACUGAGCUGUGGUGGGUUCACUUGGCCCACCACCCACAGGUUAAUCUUCUGAGCGUAGCCCGCAAACGCUAUGCACACUUGUCUGAUUCAAGUACUGAGAUUUCGUUUGACAGUGAUAUCCCAUGGGGUGUGGACUCCCUGAUCACCCUGGUGUACAAGGAUGGAAAGUACAGUGUGAAAACGUGCGACAACCGCUUUCUCACUGCCAGUGGAACGCUGGUAAAUGAUUAUGGUCCUGAAACAGCUUUUACAUUGGAUCUCAGGUCUGAUAAGUUGGCUUUCAAAGACAACGAGGGAAAGUACCUAGCCCCAUCGGGUCCUUCAGGCACUUUGAAGUCUGGGAAAAGUACAAAGCCAGGUAAAGAUGAGCUUUUUGAUCUGGAGGAGAGUCAUCCACAAGUGGUUUUCCAGGCAGCCAACAAUAGAUAUCUAUCUAUCCGUCAAGGUGUCAGUGUCUCAGCCAAUCAGGAUGAGGAAACAGAUCAGGAGACAUUUCAAAUGGAAAUUGACCAAAACACUAAGAAAUGCAUGUUCAGAACUAACGCAGGGACUUAUUGGACACUUGUCAUUCAUGCAGGCAUUCAUACUACCGCUACAGAAAUUGAGCCCAACACAAUGUUUGACAUUGAAUGGCUUGGGGCAAGAGUGGCUCUUAAAGCUAAUAAUGGAAAAUACGUCUGCAACAGGAAAAAUGGACAGCUUGCUGCAGUCAGUGAUACAGUGGGCAUUGAUGAGCAGUUCUCCUUGAAGCUAAUCAACCGUCCAAUCCUAAUCCUGCGAGGGGUAAAUGGCUUUGUUUGCCAUCACAAGAGCGCCAUUACACUGAAUGUCAACCGCUCUGUUUAUGACAUCUUCUCUUUGCUCUACAAUGAUGGUGCAUAUCAUAUACAAUGUGGCAGUGGAAAGUUCUGGUAUGUCACUAGCAGUGACUUGGUAUGUGUAGAUGGUGAAGAGCCAGAGAACUUCUUUAUUGAGUUUCUGGAGCUUGGAAAAAUGGCCAUCAAAAGCAAAGAUAGUAAAUAUCUACGUGCUGAUCAAGGAGGCACUCUCAAGUGUGAUGUCACUGCUAUGGACAGCUGCUGUCUCUGGGAGUACUAAUUUUUGUAUUAGUUGCUGUUAAUAGCUGACUUGUUUUAUGAAUUUCUUUUAAAUACUGUCAAUAUAUAUACUGUAUACUCAGGCAAAGUUUUUAGUGCUAUCAUUGUUUUUGUAUUUUUGACUACUGUACAUUGUGGAGAAGCUAGAAGAAAAAGAAGUACAUUGUUAAUGUUUAUCUUAACUAGCACCACAUGUAAUUCCUGAUUCUUUUAUUCUAUUUUAUAUUUUUAUUUUAAGCUUUUACCACAUUAACCUCCCUCUAAUAUCUAUACAUACAUAAUACUUAAAAAGUAAUAUAAUGUUCUCAGAAUGCUGUUGGUGUGUUCUUAUAAUAAGGUCUUGAUGAUUGAAUCAUCAAAGGGUUCUUGUUUUAGGUGGCUUUAAGUGUUAAUAGUCCACAUGGUAACAAAGUGGAUCUAUUAUAAAUGUAACUUUUUGCCUCUGCUUCAUUAAAAAGCUAAUUUCAAUGAA
This is a messenger RNA of Silurus meridionalis, 2211 nucleotides long. RefSeq names its product fascin actin-bundling protein 2a, retinal (gene fscn2a). Gene Ontology annotation, biological process: actin filament bundle assembly; establishment or maintenance of cell polarity; cell migration. Bases 265 to 1740 code for a protein of 491 amino acids. Gene Ontology annotation, cellular component: cytoplasm; actin cytoskeleton. NCBI's taxonomy places the organism in Eukaryota, Metazoa, Chordata, Actinopteri, Siluriformes, Siluridae. Gene Ontology annotation, molecular function: actin filament binding; protein-macromolecule adaptor activity. The record is from RefSeq and is a predicted model, not a curated record. The transcript is spliced from 5 exons.